AUGGCUAUGGAAACCACUCGCCGCCCGCUCCUCAAAUCCCUCGCCCACCGCGGCGUCGUCCAGGGCGUCACCAUCUCCACGCGGAAGAACAGAGACAGCCGCGAAUCGCAGGAUCUAUGUCACUUCUUCGGUGGUGUCCGCUACGCUCUGCCUCCCUCGCAGCGCUGGCGUCGCGCCCGUCCACUGCCCGCAUCGUUUGUCUACGGCAGCAGGGAUGCGCCGGGCCAAUGCGACGGCGGCGCGGGGUUAUGUCCGCAGCCUGGGUUUCUUAGUAUUGCGCCGGAGAACGAGGCGGCGUGGAACGAGGACUGUUUCCAGUGUAAUGUGUGGGUGCCGACGGGGGAGCCGCCGCGCGGAGGGUGGCCGGUGUUCAUGUUCAUUCAUGGUGGGUGGCUUCAGUUCGGCUCGCCUAAUACCUUUAAUGCGGCAGCGCUGCUGGGCGAGACGGAUUUCAAGUGCGUGGUUGUUAUGCCGGCGUACCGGCUGAAUUUGUUUGGGUUUCUUUACUCGGCGGAGCUCGGGCAGGAUGCUGCAACGGCUGGGGAGACAGUGGGCAAUCAUGGGUUCUGGGACCAGCGGCUGGCCAUGGAGUGGACGAAGGAGAAUAUCGCUCUGUUUGGAGGGAAUCUGGAUAAUAUCACCAUCUCUGGGUAUUCUGCAGGUGCCAACUCCGUCUUCCAUCAGUUGGCCUACGAUCUUCGCCAACCAGACGACAAGGCUAUCAUCCGCCAGGCAUGUAUCUGGUCCAAUGGGCCGGCGGUGCAGCCCAAGAAGCCCACCGAGUCUCAGAUUCAAUUCAAUCAGCUUCUUUCGGCGCUGGGAAUUCCAUCCGCGCUGUCUGCAUCCGAGAAGAUUACUCGCCUGCGCUCGACGCCAGCCAAGCAACUCUUGGACGCGGCCAAGACAAUCGAGGUGCAUCAAUUCCGGCCCACGACUGACACGGGCUUCAUCUUGCCGACACUGUUCGAGUCACUAGAUAAUGGCGAGUUCGCACGGCGGCUGCUGGCACGCAACGUGCGGCUGAUCCUCGGUGAAUGCCGUGACGAGCGGUUCCUAUACGGGGUCUGGUACCCACCAACGACAGACUCGCUGGAUGGACUGCGCACACGUCUGAUCGCCGACUACCCGGAACACAUCGUUGAUACCCUCCUCCCACUAUAUUACCCUGGUGGGCGUCUGCCGAGUGACUGCGAGGACUGGGCGUCGGACGCCUGGGGUAGAAUCUACGCAGACAUGCAGGUCUACCAGAUGCAGCGCGGGCUUAUUCAUGCUCUGACUUUCAACUCGGGCGGCGUCGAUGCAUCACACCUGCUGCACCGGUACCGCAUCGAGUUCCGGGCCCAGUGCGUCAGCCUGCCCGCCGAGUGGGGUGUCACGCACUCAUCGGACUAUGCAGUAUGGUUCUGGGGUAAUGGCGAAGUUCUCACUCCUGCCGAGAAGAAGAUCGUUCACGAGGCGUUUAUCGGCCCCCUUAGCCGCUUUGUCCAGGGCCCAAAUGCAGUUCAGCUAGAUGGGUUUGGCUGGGGUACGAGCGGGUACCAGGGUGUUCGUACGCUGACGAAAGAUGGGAAAGUCGAAAUCCGCGGCGAUGCGAAGUGGGACGAGGGCGUGGGAGUGUGGAAAGUAUUAAGCGAAGUCCGAAACGAGGCAGAGAGCCGCAGCAGGCUAUGA
Penicillium alfredii is the source of this 1671-nucleotide messenger RNA. RefSeq names its product putative carboxylesterase. The record is from RefSeq and is a predicted model, not a curated record. The transcript has 3 exons. NCBI's taxonomy places the organism in Eukaryota, Fungi, Ascomycota, Eurotiomycetes, Eurotiales, Aspergillaceae. Bases 1 to 1671 code for a protein of 556 amino acids.